Molecule: messenger RNA, 3234 nt
Organism: Dicrocoelium dendriticum
Lineage: Eukaryota; Metazoa; Platyhelminthes; Trematoda; Plagiorchiida; Dicrocoeliidae
Source: the annotation of a GenBank genome assembly
AUGGACACGGAAGAUCCUGUUGGGUUGGAAGACAAAGAUGAAGAAGAAGAGGCAGGAGAGCAGUCUGAUGAGGACAUGGCCGUGUCAGCCAGUGUACGCCGGCUCACUGAGGGAGAAAUUGAUGUGGACGACGGAGAUAGUGCUAGUGGCGAUGACGAUCAAGCCGAGGGAGAUGAUGCGGACGACGCCGAAGACACGUUAUCACCCCAGGAAAAAGCCGCACGCAUCUGUCGCCUGCCAUCUAAGGAAUUGACCAAUGAAGAACUUUCUCUUUUUCCCUUCCUGGAAGAUUGUCCUCGCGCUCUGCGAGACGCAUACCUUUGUGUCCGAAAUUUCGCAUGUCUGUCAUGGUCUGAAGAUCCAGGCGUACAGGUAACACCAGCCGCACUUUCUACGUAUGUAAUGAGCAACAUGUCCACCGAGAACAUUCGUCUUAUGAUUGAUGCUGGCAUCGCUGCUCCUCCUGUUGGCACUGGGCCAAUUCAUCUCGGAUGCAUCUCUUCAGCCUCUUCACAGUCGGAUGACGUCACUCGCACUAAAACUUCUAAGGAACCAAUUACACGGAGCAACACUCGUCACCUGGCUGUCUUAUCUCUCCCUCCGAUGUGGUCACCCUGGAGCAAUAUCAGUGCGAAGAGCAAUCUGGAUAAGUUGUGCUAUUACGCUGUCCUGUUUCUCGAAAGGUUCGGUCACAUCAAUUUCGGUGUGUUCAAGAUCAUCAGCGCUCCGCUUACUCAUAUAAGCGGAUGCCGCGGAACUUCCGCGCCGGAGACCUUGACAGACACCCCUUCUCUCAGACGUACAGGAUCGGAACGUUCACUACACUCUGCUCGUCGUGGUGCAUCUCCUUCCAAACCCGGUGCCGCUCAUCCCCCGCAUAUUAUUGUGCUGGGUGCUGGUAUUUCGGGUCUGAUGACUGCCCGACAACUCACCUAUUUCGGAGCCAAAGUCACCAUAUUAGAAUCUAGGGAUCGCGUCGGUGGCCGCAUUUGGACCUGCAAGCGCAACGAUGCCUACGGUGAACUUGGUGCCAUGGUCGUGACCGGGCUAUCCGCAAAUCCAGUCGCAGUGCUUGCAAAACAGAUUCCACUUACCCUCAUCCCUAUCAACAUCGAGUGCUGCUUGUACGACCCACGAGGCCGCCAAAUUAGUCGUGAAAUGGACGAAAGAGUGGAGGAGGAGUUCAACGGACUUCUGGGAACCGCAGCUUAUAUGUGUCAUGCGAAGUCGUUGGAUUCAAUCAUGGAUGGUGGAGUGGAAAGGCCACUUUCACUGGGUGAAGUGGUUGAACUUCUGAUCCGGUACCAGGAGCGUCACAUGGUUCAACUGAAGAUUACUCAUCGGAAGCUGAUUAUCAAGCUACUUGAGAGGAAAAACGAUCUUCUCGAUCGGAUCGCUGUUGCUCGCGAAGCCAUCGAAGAAGCUCACGAACGCUGGCAGACCGCUGCAGCCCGGGCGAAUACGUGUUCAGUUGUGACACCCAAAGUGCUGGGUUCGCUGCCCUUCACCACCUCCAACGAGACGAAUCACAGCGGCAUCCAGAUGACUGCAUCUGCUCCGUCAAAGAGACCAGGUGAUCGAACGAAAGACUCACGUCUCUCCUCGCGAUCGAAGCUAACCGGGGAGGUUAACUCUUGCACCGAUGGUGUGGAUGGGCAGAACGUUCCGCCAAAAGAAAACUCCACUGCUGCUGCUGCUGCUCGCCCCUGUCUUCCAGUGUACAACGUCAGUGCACAAUUCGAGGUACGACGCUUACUGAGUGAUUUGCACGACGCCUGGAAACGAUUCGAUCCGUUACAGGCGGCUCUGAAUCGGGUUAAUCGGCAGCUUGAUAUUUUAAUGCAAUCUCCACCACGGGACUCGUAUUUGACCGAAGCUGAACGUCGUAUCCUCGAUUGGCACUUAGCCAACCUGGAAUUCGCCAAUGCCACUGAACUGAACAACUUGUCCCUACGCCAUUGGGAUCAAGACGAUAUGUUUGAAUUGAGCGGCGAACAUUGCAUCAUUCGAGACGGCUACAGUGCGCUGACGGAUGCUCUGGCCACCGCAAUCACCACCUCACAAACCAGCCUCGUUGCCAAUCAACCGGUCGGCGUUGUUAAUUCCAAGCAACGAGAUUCAUCCGCUUUCGCAUACACGCUUGGGUCCGGUCAUAUAGAGCUGAAAAGCUUGGUCAAGCGUAUACUCUAUUCGGACAGCGGUGUCCGGGUGGAGGCUUUGAACGCCGCGUUUAGUCAAGAAGAUCUUAUUGAGCAUGAGGCGGACGCCGUGAUUUGUACGCUUCCGUUGGGUGUGCUCAAGGAAUCCGUUCAAGUCAUGGAAUCAUGGCUGACGCAGCCGAAAGACACGGAUGCAUCGGAUACUGGUGUUUUGACAAAAUUAACCGCUCCUGUCUUUGAGCCUCCUUUGCCAACUUGGAAGGUGGAUGCAAUCAAGCGGUUAGGAUUCGGAGUUUUGAACAAGGUCGUGCUCAUUUUUGAAAAGUCCUUCUGGGACCGCUCCCAAAACCUCUUCGGCCACCUCAACUCCUCCCCAGAAUCCCGUGGAGAGUUGUUCCUUUUCUGGUCCAUUCCCGACCGUCCAGUUCUAAUUGCUUUGGUCGCGGGUCGUGCGGCAGUUGACUUGGAACGAUCGCGUCCUUCACCUAUCCGCUCAUCUCCUGGGUCACGUCUAUCCACACCCGGAGGAACUAGCUUGAAAUCCCAUUCAUCCGGGGGUAUCGCACCGUCUGCUACAUUACAAGAGCCAAUCGUAGCCAAAGCCAUGCACAUUCUGCGUGGCAUUUUCGGUUCGUCGGAUAGUUCAACCCCUUCUUACGGUGGACAGAACCAGUGCGAGCGGAGAAGGAUUAUCCCACAUCCCAUUGACGCGAUCGUCACCCGCUGGUACUCUGAUCCGGACUCUCGUGGCUCAUAUUCUUAUGUGAAAGUAGGCGCCACCGGCUCGGAUUACGAUUUGCUGGGCGACUCAGUGUGCCCAACCAUCAGCUCUGUGGACCCACUGAGCCAGAUAAAAACCAGUCCUAGUCCUAAGAAGUCCUAUAUCUCUGCCAACAUGCCCCGCUUGUUCUUCGCUGGCGAACACACGUGUCGCUGCUAUCCAGCCACUGUGCACGGAGCCAUGCUCACAGGACUGCGUGAGGCCGCACGUGUGGCCAACGCAUACUUUCCUGGUCCGACUCCAAUUCUGCAUCAUAAUCUGAAGCUCAGCGUUCCUGCCUCUCAGAGCGUUUGA